AUGGCUGAUGAGAUAAACGCCGCGGCAAGGAACAGCGCUGCAGUGGCCGGUGACGAAGUCAAGCCGUACAAAAUCCAUGUCUCAACCAAGUAUCUCGAGCUCACGAGACAGAAGCUCGAGCUCACCAGACUGCCUCAUGAGGCGUCAGAGCCCAAGUCGGAGGACUGGUGGGAGCCCAAACCCCAGGUCGAGCCUCUGAUUGAUUUCUGGUUGGAGAAGUAUUCGUGGCGGGAGCAGGAGGAAGUGCUCAAUCGGAUACCGCAGUUUCGUACAGCCAUCUCUAUCCCCGGAUCCGAGACACCCUUGAGGAUCCAUUUCGUCCAUUUCCGUUCACCACACAAGACCGCGGUUCCCCUUCUUCUGAUACCCUCCUUUCCCUUGACAAACUUGUCCUUUGGGCACCUUGUCAAACCCUUCACGGAUCCCGAAGACGUUGCCACGACCCAGCCUUUCCAUCUCGUGAUUCCGUCACUCCCGGGACUCGGGUUCUCCGAUGCAUUCCCCAACAAUGUGCCAGUCAUCUCUGCGACCGCCGAGAUGCUCAACACCGUGAUGACUCGCCUCUCUUAUCCUCACUAUCUGGCCACAAACGCCAGCGCCGCGUCAGCUUCGCCAGCCGAGAUCGACUGGCGACUGAUCAACUACCUUGCGACUCGCUAUUCUUCUUCUUGCGUGGGUGCUCAUUUCGUGUCGCCGCCCCUCGCAUCGCCCAGGAUGCAGGAGGACCCGUGGGAGUGGACGAAAUGGUCGCUCGCCAGCCUCUUGCACACGGGCAUACUGGGUUAUUCCGACGACGACUUCACGGCUCUCGACCGGCUAGCCUCGACGCCUGGCGCAUCGCCCUCAGGCAGCAUGCGCAGGUCGAAGGCAACGUCGCCCGCCGCCUUUGGGCUCAACCAGUUCGGUCUGCGUGAGCCCAACACCCUCGCAUAUGCGCUCUGCGACUCACCAACUGGGCUGUUGCUUUACGUGAUGAAAGGUCUAAGGCUGCUGAGCCUGGAGGCUCAAUUUACGCCAGAGCAAAUUAUCAAUACCACGCAAUUAGCGUGGCUCCCUGGGCCAGAGUAUGCCAUGCGGUUCUGGGCCUCCUGCGCGGAGCACCGUUGGGAUGACGAGCAGGGCGCGAAGUCGAGGAAGAUGGGUAGACCAAAGGUGGCGAUCACCGUAUUCCUUGGAGAGAGCGCGUCAGCUGCUUCUCCCGACGCUGGUGCAGAGGACGCUCCUUCGACAGUGGCAUCACACGUACCGAUUCCCGGUGUGGCGAAGGAGCACUAUGUCUGUCCGGCUUGGGCAAAUGCAAGAUACAAUGUGGCAUUCACCCAGCGGGUUCCUGGCCGAGCCGGCCUUCUUGCGUGGGAAAGGCCCGAGGUCUUGACUGCCGGUGUUAGGGGCCUUGCCCGUCAGGUCCUGAAACUAGACAGCAGGCUGCGCGCUGUCCCUGAACCGGCCACGGCACCGUUGGAGCAGGUGGUUGUCUCGGAUCCCCAGGGCCGCGAAGUCGAGCCGGUAGCAGCAGACGUGUCAGGCGAGGCAACGGAGGGUAACAGAAACGGUGAGCCUGCGGCCGCGACAGCUCCUCCAGCGGAAGCAGAACCAGCACCGCAGAGCAACAACCAACACUUGGAGGAACCCCAGAUAGGCGAACGAGCUAUCUCGGACGAAACCAUUGCGGUACGGGUGGGGGAAGAGCAGGCUGGCAAGGACAAAGAUCUACUGAAGCCAGAAGCGGCCGCACUUGGGGCGGAAGGGAGUUCAAGCAGUUUGCUGGCGGAGAGAAAGGCAAAGACAGGCCAGGGCCCAUCGGACGAGACGAUCGUUGCCGAGACGCCAUCGCCACCGGCCAGUAAAUGA
Thyridium curvatum is the source of this 1851-nucleotide messenger RNA. RefSeq lists its product as uncharacterized. The record is from RefSeq and is a predicted model, not a curated record. Gene Ontology annotation, biological process: epoxide metabolic process. Lineage: Eukaryota; Fungi; Ascomycota; Sordariomycetes; Thyridiales; Thyridiaceae. The transcript is spliced from 3 exons. Bases 1 to 1851 code for a protein of 616 amino acids. Gene Ontology annotation, molecular function: epoxide hydrolase activity.